CUCCUUUUCUUUUUGCGAAUACAGACUAACACGGCUGCUACUCUGAAAUAUGUCAAUAUACACACUACAGCCUUGCUCCCGCUGAUGUAAGUGUACUACCACACUGAAUAUAACUCCCCCUCCACGAGAGGCAUAGGGGUUGUGUCCGUGUAGUUAGGAUGACCUAUAGACACUGCAUUACCUAUAUCGGUUGUUGGUCUCCACUCCAAACUGGGCUGCCUAGGGUCCCACCCCACACUGUCCCGGGUCCUUGCUCCUGGCUGCCCCAGCUCUCAGCCCCCCACUACUGCCCCUCUUCAGUCAGUGGAAGCACUCAAGGUGAGGAGAGAUACCACCGACAGAAGGAGUGUGGUAGUAUAAGUUGACCUAACUUAGGUUGAUUUAAGAUUGUAAUGCAGAUAUGUACUUAGUUUUUACAGUUAACACCCUCUUGCGAUGAAUGGCCGGUUCAUAACUACUAUGGGUUCUGUGCAGGAAAAACAGCAAGAUGUAUAUUUUAUAUUUGCAUGCUUUUUUAAAAAAAACCAGAAGGGCUAAAAACUCAGGUUUUUAAAUUAAAUUUUAGAUUCUGGGGCACAAUUGUGUGUCUGGGUGGAAUCUGCAGUAGGCUUUGCUACCAUAUAACUAUGAAAAAUAGGAGUCAUCUAAGAGGAUGCAAAGAGAACCUAUUUGUUUUGUGAGCAAAGAUUUUUGCUCCUGGGAACGAUGUAAAAUCACAUGCAACAGGUCAUGUGUAUAAUUUUCUUGUGUUGGGUACCUGUUCCUUUCCCAGUGUGUAUGACUGAAGUUCCAGUUUGACUGGGCUGAAACCAUCUCUAUAGUAUCACUUUGUCCUUUAGUUUCUGGACCUGAUAAUGAAUCCUCCCCCCCGUCCUUUUAUUGAAGGCUCAUGUUCUCUUCAGCAGGCAUUCCCAUUUCAUUCAGUUGUUUUGGCAGGUGAUAGUGACUGUCUUCUGAAGUAAGGCUUUAUUUUCUAGAAUCCUCAAAUAUCUAAAUAGUAGUAGAAAACACUCUAUCUUGGUUACUUAUUCUCAGAUCUGCAGCAACUUUUAAUGUUGCUUGAUCUUUACUAGAAUGUCUUGAUUUUAUUUUAAGAGGGUUCAGUCAGAUUCAGGAUGCAGAUGGCUACUAUAUAGUCCAGGUGCAUUCUGUAACAGAUUGCCCUUAGGGUGUACAACUGGUAAAAAGUAGCAUUAUUGGGAAAAUACCUUCCCUCCCCUCCCCUUCUUAUUUAACUGAGCUGGGGUCACUGAAUUCUUAUCUAUGACAGAUGUUUCUAGAAGAAAAUUUGGGUUAUUUUCAUACUUUACCCUUGAAGCUUUCAGAAUUUCAAAUGAAUUAGCUAUUUUUUUUCCUGAUCUGGUAACUCUAGUGCAAAGGACAUUCAUAGUCAAUAUGUUAAGAGGUCUAUCAAACUUCAUUUAGUCCCAAAUUUGUUUUGAAAGUCUACUUGCUUUUAUGAACAAAACACAUUUCUCCUACGCUAUUUUCUAGCAAAUCUAUCAGCUUGCAAGGCAAAUUUUAGUCACAAAGUUCUCAUGGCUGCUGCUGUAGGAAAACUCACCUCCUUAUUUUCACAGCUUACCACUUACAUUUAUUUUAUAUAAUCUUCAUGUAGGAUGGAAGAAGAGUGACAAAAUCUGCAAUAUAGUGUACCCUGAUUAUUCAAGUAGCAUGAGGCACGCAGCUGUUAUGUGGAUAAUUGGGAGCUCAGUUAAUAGAGAGGGGAGGAGACACGCAGAGGCCGGCUCCUUGCAGUCCUGGCGAAGGGUUUCUGCUCUGUCCCGCUUGCUCCCAUGACAGUGGGGCUGCAGAGGGCUCCCUGCGCUGCCACGACCAGGGACACCCAAUCCUUGCAGGUAUGGGGCAGAGCAGAAAUCCCUGGCCAAGACUUUGCUCUGCCCUGCCAAGAAUUCAACCUUCCUUGCGCCUAUAAGGAUCAAGUGUCACUGGCCCGGUGACAGUGCAGGAAAUCCUGAAGCACUGCUGUCACAACCCUGCUCUUUCGCAGCCCUGCUGUCACAGGAGUGUGAAAAGGGCUCCCUGCACUGCUGCAGGACCAUUCAGCAGCAGGCUGGCUUUCCUGCAGCUUGGAGCUUGUGUCCUUUUCCUUCUUGCAGCCCUGGCUGGGGGUCUCUAGUAACCGAACCUCUGCCUUAUCUAAAUUCCUGCCUUAUCUCCUUACAUCAGACGCAGCGGGGACAAGAAAGGGAUUUGGUCAAUAUGGAGGUUUGGAUAAUAGGGUUUCAGGUAAAGGGGAGUAUACUGUAUGUUUUUCCUUUUGUUUUACAGAGAUUUGUCUUUUCUCCCCCUUAAGUAAUUUUAAUGUAUAUUUCAGUACCCCAAGUGACCACUAAAUAUUUUGUUUACUAUUUCAAUAGCUAAGAAAGAGAGGAGAAAAAGGAAGAAGAAUGGUGCAAUGGUUAGGGCAUUAGCCUGGGACUUAGGAGACCCAGGGUUUAAGUCCGUACUUUCACACAGACUUCCUGUGUGACUUUUGGGCGAAUCACUCAGCCUCUCUGAUCAGUCUGUACAAUGGGGAUAAUAGCACUGCCCUGCCUCACAGGUGUGUUAUGAGGAUCAGUUCAUUAAAGUUUGUGAGGUGCUCAGAUAAUCAAGUAAUGGAGACUAUAUAGGUACCUGUAUAAUUGCAAACAAGGGAUGAAGUUUUGCUGUGUACCUCCUGUAACUGACUGACUUCCUGUCUCCUGCUGCCUGGUAGGAGCUAUAACACUUGCUGUAUGGAAUCUUGUUCUAUAGCAUGGGAGAAGAGGAAGGACUCCACCAAACGCAGCUACUGGACACAAUGUUUGUGCGAGGAUUGAAGAGAAAAUGUUUUGAUGGUGAAGAAGAUAUUGAAGGAACUCUGGCUGGUUUUAAGGCUAUCCCUUCAUAUAAUCUUCAGCGACAGUCACUUUUAGAUAUGUCUCUGGUCAAACUUCAAUUAUGCCACAUGCUUGUUGAGCCUAAUCUUUGUCGUUCGGUACUUAUAGCCAAUACGGUGCGGCAAAUCCAAGAGGAAAUGACUCAGGAUGGGACUUGGCAGAUGAUAAAUACACAGAGUGCAGGACAGACUUCUCUAGAUCGUCUAGUUUCAACAGAUAUCCUUUGCCGUUCAUCCAAGGAACAAGCUGAAGGAAAGCUUGUUCCAGUUUAUAGUACCUUCACUAAAGACUGUGAGGGUACCCAGUCACAAGAUAAUUCGGAAAUUAUGUCAACAGUUACAUCACCACAAGCUCCAAGAAACCUGCAAAGUAACAUGUGGGAAAUGGAGAAUCCACAAGAAAAUAGAGGAAACUUUCAAAAAUCAUUAGAUCAAAUAUUUGAGACGUUGGAGAAUAAAAGUCCUAAUACAGUUGAAGAUCUGUUUUCAGAAGUUGACAAUUCUUACUAUGACCUUGAUACAGUAUUAACAGGAAUGAUGAGCAACACAAAAAUGGGACACUGUGAUGUGCUCGAAACAUUUCCUUCUCAGACAACCACAAAUUCUAACUCUAACUGUAAAUCUGAUCUUAAUGAGCUUGAUCAUAUUGUGGAGAUCCUUGUUGAAUCUUGAAACUGUUAAAUGUGCAGAAGACAAAGAUCCUUCAAGGAAACAGAGGACUUGUGGAAACAAUUUUUCAGAUAGUUUAUUCUAUCAAAACUGCACAUGUAUUUUAUUAAAUAUAUAUAUAUAUAUCUAUAAAAAGCACUUCAUAUUGCAAAAUGUUAAUUUUUGAAGUUAACAUGCAAUUUGUAGUGUCAUUCUGUUUUGUCCAUUUAACUGUAAAUACAUACUGUAAAUGGUUUUAAGUUAGGGCCCAAGGCUUUCAGAAUUGGGCUUUUAUGCCAACCUUUCCUAGCCUUUGAAGGGGGUGUAUGUUCAGUGAGAGGGCUUCUCUCUAUCUUUUGUUUUCCUUCUCCCUUUCCCCCACUAAAAGAGGCAGCAGUUAAGAGAGACUGGGUUCUCCUUUACCUCCUGAUUCUGGAUCAACACUUCAUUCCUACCACCACUUAAUUCCUUCCCUAUCCACUUCCACUGUUCUGCCUGCAGUUACUGCAGGGCUUUUGAAGAGCAAUAUGCAAUAGUUCCCAUUAUCCUAGUUUUUAUGUCUGUUUUUGCUAAAAUUUUCUGUUUAAAUAUAGUUUUAAAGUGUUUAUCAAUGUUUAGAUUUUUUCCAGCUAUUUUCCUAAAAUAUAUUUUUUACUAUAAAUGUCCUGUCAGCUGCUAAUUUAGUAACUUUUAAUCAUAAAUAUUUGCAGUUGAUGUAUUUUUGAAAGACUUACAAGAAGGGAUUUGUUUUUUUACCAUGAACUACCUUAUGUAGUUCCGUAAAGUGUGUAAAUGUAAAUAUACGUUUUAUACAUUUCAUUAAAAUGUAAGUGCUGUUUUCAUGAUUCUGUUUUAUAGAGUAGUACUUUACUAAACUAAGAAUUGUACAGUUAUGCUUUUUAUACAACUUGAGCAUCAUUAGAGGAAAAGCUCUGAUACAGCUAGAUGCAAUUACAGUUCAAACCACAUUUUUGUUAAUUUCAGACCUAAAUUAUAUAGGUUUUUAUUUAUGUAUAUUUAUAUGUAAAUGUCAUCAAGUGAAUUGUUUAUCACUGAAGUCUACCAUCAAAUAGUUGUUUAUAUGAGAACUGUCUUGCGUUAAUUACUACAAAAAGUAUUACUAGAGGCCUUUAAAUCUCUAAUGAUGUGUUCUGAUGUCUUGUCUAAAUUAGUAUGUCCCACCCUUACCUAGACUUUCUUGGCAACUUAUUUUUGAUUAACAGAAGUUAAUAUAAUGUGGGUUAGCAUUUGCUUUCUUUAAGGACUUACACAUUCGUUUUAGAAUGAGUGUAAUCCAUCUUGUCCCUAGGGGCACUUUUGGGGAGGGGGUGGAUCAAAUGUGGCAUACAUUUUUGCUAUAAAAUGAGCAAUUUUUACCUUGGUAAACUGGUGCUAGAAAGAAAUCAAAGUACAUGAUAGGAAAGGAAGGGAAAAGAGAUGUUGUCCUGGAACCUUUUGGUAUUGGCUGUAUGGGGGGAAGAAAUCGCAAAUAGUUCAGUUGCUUUCACUGGUGUAUCAAGGGACUGAGUACAACGUGGAAAAAAUAAACAUUUUUGUAUUUAGCAAACUUUUUUGUCUUCCCACAGGUGAUCUGACCUAUUUCAUGUCUCUCAUGAUUCUCAAAUCUCUAACUAGAGAUUUUAAGUACAUUCCAGUUCCUCAUUUCCAUGAAACUUAUUUCUAAAUAUAAAUACUUCUGUUUCUAGGUGAAUGCGUCUUUAACUUAGAAUUUUAAUAAUUUAAGUGCUUUUGAAAAUGGCUGGUUGAAAAAGCAGCAUUGUAUAGCUAAGUUUUCCCACCACAGUAGAUGGAUGCAUAUUUUUAACUCCAGUUUGUGUCAUUUGUAUGUGAGCUUUCAGUGAACUUGAAAAAUGUUUUUUGUAUUAAACUUGGACAUGAGGUGAUCUUUA
Messenger RNA from Chelonia mydas (Green sea turtle), 5442 nucleotides. It is a transcript of the gene CDCA4, whose product is annotated as cell division cycle associated 4. Gene Ontology annotation, molecular function: transcription regulator activity. Bases 2762 to 3556 code for a protein of 264 amino acids. Lineage: Eukaryota; Metazoa; Chordata; Testudines; Cheloniidae. The record is from RefSeq and is a predicted model, not a curated record. Gene Ontology annotation, cellular component: nucleus. The transcript has 2 exons.